This is a messenger RNA of Lates calcarifer (barramundi perch), 2701 nucleotides long. RefSeq lists its product as uncharacterized. Gene Ontology annotation, cellular component: transcription regulator complex; nucleus. Lineage: Eukaryota; Metazoa; Chordata; Actinopteri; Centropomidae. Bases 1206 to 1889 code for a protein of 227 amino acids. Gene Ontology annotation, molecular function: DNA binding. Gene Ontology annotation, biological process: regulation of transcription by RNA polymerase II. The transcript is spliced from 2 exons. The record is from RefSeq and is a predicted model, not a curated record.
CAAAUGAUUUAUUAUGAUGUUUUGGCAAUUACAUUUUUCAAGGAUAUUUUCUUUAUUUAUACAAAACAUGCACUUAAAAAGCCAUCAACCACCUGAUAGCAAUUAUGUUAAUUAUGAAGUUUGUAUCAUAACCAGCACUUCUUCUGUAUGUUUACCACCUCUAUGUUUCAGUAGCAUAGAUGCAGAUAUUUUUAAACCCAAAAGACACACACAAGAAGGAAAAGAAAGAAUAAAAUACUAUAAUCCCAGAACAUUAUGGACAAUGAAAACCCAACACACUCAGCCACAACCAUCAUUUCUACCCUCAUAACUUUGUUUUCAAAGGAGAAACCCAUUAAAACUAUCUUUAUGUCUAGGACAGUAAUGUGUGUCCUUAAAGCUGGUGCAGAACCAAGGCAUCCGGUUUAUUAAACCAUCUCAACAGAGUUCAUUACAGAGAAAUUAAAAGGGUAUGUAGAGGUGAAAAGUAAAGGGCAUAUACGCCAUCUAGUGCAGGCACACAGGAAGCACAGUAUACUGCUGAAUAGAAGUCAAAGUGGUAGGAGUCUUCUGUUUGCAGGCUUAUUUAAAGACUUUUUAAGACCAUUUUAAUACCACAUAGGGUGUAAUUAUAUAUAGGUCAUACCAGGCAAACUUUGGAAGAUAUCAAUGAAAACCAGUGGGGAUCAUGUGGCCUAGAAUUAUUUACCAAGUGCAUGAUUUUAUUGACAUUAUAUCACAGUUUUGUAUGUAACACUAAUUCUAAUUCUAUAAUUGAUUAUUUAACAUUAAGUAAGGUUUACACAUGAAUUUGACAUAACAUCAAAGGUUUCGCUCAAUGAUACUGGAAAAUCACAUACAAAAACACAAGCUAUUUAACACCUUUGUUGAUGAAUGAAUGCUCUCAAAGACUUUUCAAGACCUACAGAUGCCCUGUUUGAAUUCAUAUGCCUCUGCUACUGCUUUAAUCAUUCCAGAAAUAUUAUCUAUUUCAACUUAACAAAUGUAAAUAAAAUGGAAAAUGGAAAUUUUUAAUUUUAUUUUCAUUCACGUUGCCAAACAUAGUGUGAUCGUUCAUUCAACUUGUCUAAUAAUGUAACUUUUAUUUUGAAUGUACGGAGCUUCGUACUUCCUUCUGCCAAUUUGAACGUGGAGAGGAAGACGAACCUGGGUCGUCGUCUGCCGACGAAAGGACUUCGCGGUGAAGUAAACAAACAGAAAACAAAAUGAACACAGUCGAAAAGAAACUGGCGGACCUGAUACGUGAACACCCGAAUCUGUACGACCAGUCACGGCGGGAUUACAAAGACAGUAUUAAGGGGCACUUGUCGUGGAAAGAAAUCGCAGACGCCAUGGGGAAGUCGGAAGAAGAGGUGAAGCUGAAAUGGAAAAAUCUGCGCGACAAGUUCUGCAAAGCGAAGAAGCGAAUGGCGAAGAGAACCGACCCUCUGGACGACGACGAGAACACGGUGGAGAGGCCCGUCCCGGUGCUCUACAACCAGCUGGGCUGGCUCAGCGCCUAUGUCAAACUCAAAGUAGAAAAAAACAUGGGAGAAACCAAAGAGGUAUCUGGAGGUGGAGAUAACAAGGAGAAAGAAAAAGAUAAAGAUGAGAAGGAGCAGCAUGGUCCCCUGCCUGUCGUUAGUACCAGUGUUUCUCCUGCUGAGUCCUGUCCAACCAACAAUCAGGAGGUGGGAGUCUCUCUUAAACGAAAAAGGCAAGCAGCCACAGAAACUGAGAUAAGUUCUGCAGAUCCCCUAGCUGUCAGAGAUGAAGACGAACUGUUUCUGCUCAGCCUUCUGCCCUCACUGAAGAGGCUUACCAUUAAAAAAAGGAUGGAGGUGCGGAUGAAAUUCCAGCAAGUGCUUUAUGCUGCAGAGUUUGAAGCAUCAGAGCUCAAAGGGCAAUAAAAAUGGUAGGGUAAGGGUUGUUUUGCCAUAUGUAAGAUUUAUGAUUCAUUCAACUUGUAAAUAGAUUGUUUUUUAAACAGUUAUGACUCAUUAAUAUUUAUUAUUGGUGCACUAUCCCUGUUAAAAUAUAUCAAAAUAUAGAUCUAGUGGACCAUUUAUCAAGCGCUUUGUCUCUGGGUUUAAAAACAGACAACAUGUAUUUAAUCUUGAAUUAGAGGAUGGAGCUGAUUAUUUCAUACUAGUUAAAACACACAGAUGCCACAGUUACACAAUAGUUAAACUCAUUAACAUUAUCAAUGUUAUUGUUGCCAGAUAAAUCCUGUACACAGUACUAUCUCUCAUUACCCAGAGUUUCACAAGAUAAAUUUAAUUGAAACAUUUUUAAAUGACUGCAAAUGUGAAUACAGUUAUUUUUGAGUUAUGGUUGUGGCUGUGUUCCAGGGUGAGAACAUAUUAACUUUUAUCUCUGCUUUUUUUUUUUUUUUGCUUUUUCCAUGUCAUUUUAUGCCACGUCAUUUAUGCUGACUAAACCUAAACCUCCCCCCAACUAGAAUCAAAAUGCCGUUAAAGGACACAUGAAAAGCUGAAAAUGCGUAGAUGUGGCAUGCAGAGCGUUCAUGAUGAUUCAUUGCACACGCGGUAGAUUCAUACAGCAAUACGCAGAUGCUUGUCAAUGCUUCCUCAAUCAUUGCAAAUAAUUUUUGUAAAUUAGACAAUGCUCGCUGACUGUGCAUUCAUAGCUCCCCUUUUAUCUUACUGAAUGGAGUCAUUCUGUUGUAUAUAUUUUACAAAUAAAUAUUUUCUUGCUCCUG